GAUCAGUUGUCAGCAUCAGUUGCAGCUAAUCAGCCGUCGUCGUCAAUUCAUUAGCGCGAGUCUCGCAAGAAACUAAAACAACCGCCCAAACGCCCAGCCAUGUUCCGCUUCGUGUUCGCUGCUGCCCUGCUCGUGGCCACCGUUGCCGCCGGACCGCUCGAUCGGGCCUACUCGCACCAGCAAAACCCGGACGCACACGCCCAGAUCGUGGCGUACGAGAAUGUGCUGAAGGACGAUGGACACUACAACUGGAGCUACGAGACGAGCAACGGUAUCGCCGCCCAUGAGGAAGGUCUCGGAGCGCACAACGCCAACGGUGCCUUCUCGUACACCGGUCCCGAUGGUGUGCUGUACCGCGUGGUGUACGUGGCCGACGAGAACGGAUUCCAGCCGCAGGGUGACCAUCUGCCGACGCCGCCGCCGACGCCCGAGCACGUGUUCAAGACGCUCGAGCAGAUCCGCGCCAACCCGCCCAAGGACCAGAAGGACUUCAGUCUGGAGGCGCUCGAUGCCACCCUCGCUCGGCUGCGACAGCACUAAGUGGCUGUUGGGGAUUGGAAACUUGGAACCGUUUUGGACGUCAUUAGCCAACAUUCAUCAUUCAUCAUUGAAGGUCCUGUGCUGAGAAGACAGGACAGCCAUGAAUCAUUGGAUCACCAUUUCACCACGCAAUAGGCUUAAGUAGAAAAAUUGAAUUUCGUUGUUGAACUGUUUGUUAUCGAAUCGGUAAUGAAAUAAAACCGGUGUUAAAUAUUAUAA
Molecule: messenger RNA, 759 nt
Organism: Anopheles coluzzii
Lineage: Eukaryota; Metazoa; Arthropoda; Insecta; Diptera; Culicidae
Product: cuticle protein CP14.6-like
Exons: 1
Coding region: 100-540 (146 amino acids)
Cellular component (GO): chitin-based extracellular matrix
Molecular function (GO): structural constituent of chitin-based larval cuticle
Source: RefSeq, a predicted model, not a curated record